AUGGACGACCUCAAGCACCUCAUCACCCCCUCUCUGCUCACUCUCCUCGUCGAGGCGCGGAUACCUUUCUCGCCGGCAGCGCCUCUCAACUUCGGGGAAGUCGCUCGGAAGACAUUCGGCGCAGGACCCUUCCUCCCUACAAUAGAGCCCAAGGCAUGGCCGGUCCUCGUCGCCCUCAGCAAAGCCGGUCUGGAUGCGCUCAGCCCUGAGUUCUUGAUGGCGAACUUCCUCCCGCCCCCGGCAAGCGCGGAGUUCCCCCGCCAGUGCCUUGGCAUGCAGCUUCUUCUGGACCAGGCGCCACGUUCGCUCUGCCGCGGCGUUGACGGCAGGUGGAGGUCGUGCUACUUCGACGUGGUAAGCCAGCGGUUUGCGAGGUCAUGGCUGGCUCUCCCAGACGAUCAGAGACCAGACUCGCAGACGCGCUGGUGCACCGAACUUGGAGCGUCGUUUGACUACUGGACGUGUGUCCGGUUCUGGAUGGGGGCCCCGUUCGUGCACUCUGAGUCAGCUGAGAAUCAGGCGAUCGCUCUGGAGUUCACAGACACGACUCGUAGGGCUGUGGAAGCCAAGACGGGGGUGACAGAUCCGUGGAGGGCGAAAAGGGAUGAGGUCCUGUCCGACAUCUACGGCUUCCCGCGUGUAGCACGUGCGGGUCCGCCGCUGGGCGAGGACGUGACGCUGGAGACAUGGUCCUGGUGGUGGAUGAUGCUGAUAGAUAUUCAUAAACCAGUUAUUGAUCGAUUUGGAAGGUAUCCAUACAAUAAUGAAGUUCGAGGCCGUGAGAGCACGAAAGAAGAGCUGGAAUGGAGAGAAAAGAUGGAUCACUUUGCCGAGGAACCGCCAGAGGUCUUGGAGCAGCUUGUGGAAGAUUACAAGGCUGGUAUAUGGCAGCCACUGGGUGCAGGUAAGAAGGAUGACCAGAGGAAAUUCAAAUAG
This is a messenger RNA of Diaporthe amygdali, 936 nucleotides long. RefSeq lists its product as uncharacterized. The record is from RefSeq and is a predicted model, not a curated record. Lineage: Eukaryota; Fungi; Ascomycota; Sordariomycetes; Diaporthales; Diaporthaceae. Gene Ontology annotation, molecular function: protein binding. The transcript has a single exon. Bases 1 to 936 code for a protein of 311 amino acids.